Molecule: messenger RNA, 1088 nt
Organism: Hemibagrus wyckioides
Lineage: Eukaryota; Metazoa; Chordata; Actinopteri; Siluriformes; Bagridae
Gene: tmem238a
Product: transmembrane protein 238a
Exons: 2
Coding region: 167-484 (105 amino acids)
Source: RefSeq, a predicted model, not a curated record
GGAUUCCAGGUGAGUUCAAAACGAAGGUAAAUCCGGAAGUGACGUCAUCCCUGGCGAACUGAAUAGAUCCAGCGCCUCGAUAAACCUGCGUGGGAAAAAAUAAACGUCGAUGAAGAACGUGUUUAAAACAUUUCACUAAAGUUUCGAAGAGACUUGACGAGUCAGUAUGGCCUGCACCGGCCUGGCGCACUGCAAGGUGGCGCUGGCAUUUGCGGUCAUUUUUGACCUGGUGGGAGUGCUGGUGCUGCUGGCGGGAGUAUUCGUUCCUCUGGAGGUGAAAGGCAGAGACUUCGGUGAUUUGUUGGUGUACACAGGAGUUCUCCUGGUGCUGAUGUCCCUAGGCGGCUGGGUGAUGUGGUACAGCGGCAACAUCGAAGGCCUGGCUGUGAGCAAGGAGAUGGGCCACAUCGGCAAUGCAGUGGACCGCAUCGCGCGCACCCUCAGCCGGAAAAUGCGCACACAUCGUGCCCAUCAGGGGCCGUGAAGCAGAGCGGCAGAAAUUCUCUGCACGUAAUUUAGCUACAUAGUGCUAUUAUACAUUUGUAAGCCUUUAUCUUUAGCAGAAACAGUGUUGCUCAUGGCUGUUUGUUUCUUUCACUCCAACAUUUCAUCACUUGCAGGUUCCAUGAGGAGUCUGAAAGCUGUGAUUAUGCAACUUAGCACAACCAAGUGGUUCAAGAACUGUACAUCAUUCAUCUGUUACAUGAACAUGAGAAUAUUCAGGUGUACCUGUAUUUAACAGCAGUAUUGACAGAAGCAUUAUGUUGCGUUACUUUUAAUUCUGUUCCAUUUGUGUUAUUAGACUAGUGUCAUUUUUUCCCCUCGGUUUGCAUUUCAGUUUCUUCUUGUGGCUGUUUACAUUGCUAGUUCUUGUCUUUAACUUUUCAUUUUGUAAUAAUAUAAAGUUUGAAAGUCUUUCUAGACCUAUCAUAGAGUUCUACUUCAGUGCCUGAGAGGAGAUUUUAGAAACAACUCCUUUAUUUCUUUCAGGACACUGCUCAAACCUGGCUGAAAAAAAAAGAAGAAAUCUAUGUAUAUAAGUACAAUAUUGAAAUUAAGGAUAAUAAAGUGUAUAAAUCGUUUGCUUA